ACUCUAAUUAAUUUGAUUUAUUUCAAAGCAGACGAAACGCAUUUUCAUCAUUGACCAUAAUGAUGAUGUAAAAAUAUACUGUGCAGUGAAAAUUACUCAAAUAACCUAGAUGAAAUGAAUACUGAUGGAGAUUUGCAUGGUACAAAAUGCUCACCAUUUAUAGAGCACAACACAGAUGGUAAAGAAUGUGACACUACAUACAUGUCAAGUACAGAUAAUUUUGAAGCAAAGGGUGCUGGAGGUGAUACUGAAUCAAAUGUAGGUUCACAAACAAAGGAUAGUUUAUUAAUAGCAGAGCAGUUAUCAACACAAAUGAACAAAGUAAAUACCACAGAAAGGGAACAACUGAAUGCAGCUGCUCAACAGAUUAUUGAGGAUCUUAAUUCUAAACGAAGGCAGGAUAACCAACUUCUUGCAGAUUUCAGGAAAGGUUUAGAAACAGAGGUGAAUAGAAUGUGUAAUGGAGUUGAACAACAAAUGUUUCGUUUAUAUGACAAGAAGAGUAGCCAGAUACAAGCCAAAAUUCAGGAAUUGUUUGCACGCCUAGACAGGAUUUGUAAACUAGAAACUGAGCUUCAGGAAUUUAAGCAGGCUCUUCAAGGACUAUACCGGGACAUGAAUAUCUCUCAAUAAAAUGUUUUAGUGGAGUUUCUGCAGUGUACGUUUGUUGGCUUUCACUCCGGUUUUCACUUUUGUUUUCUUUGUUUUGAAUAUGAUGUAUACAUUUUAGUAAAAAUUCACCAUUUGUUACUGGUGGUUUUAGUGUUGUUAGAAUAUUCGUACUGUUGUCAUAUUUUGUCCACAAUAUGUAGUCUGUAGUUUUUGUCUGGAUGUAAUAAUUUCACUUUUCAAAUGUUAUAAAAUAUCAUAUUUAUGCAAAUUAUAAUUUGAUUGAUCAUCCUUAAUAAAAAUAGGGAUUUGUUGUAACCUGA
Gigantopelta aegis is the source of this 932-nucleotide messenger RNA. RefSeq names its product synaptonemal complex central element protein 2-like. Gene Ontology annotation, biological process: synaptonemal complex assembly. The transcript is spliced from 4 exons. Gene Ontology annotation, cellular component: central element. The coding region runs from base 115 to 633 and encodes 172 amino acids. Lineage: Eukaryota; Metazoa; Mollusca; Gastropoda; Neomphalida; Peltospiridae. The record is from RefSeq and is a predicted model, not a curated record.